CGUAUUCGCGCGUCAGUCGGUUGCUAUGCGUCCGGGCGAGGAGGUGGCGAACGCGGCGCGCGACCCGGAUCACCGUCCCUGAUAAGGGGGAACCCCGAGAGCCCGCGGCUCGGCAUCGCGGCCCGGGCGGCCGGACGGCGACGAAGGGGGACGACGACGAGGACGACGACGAGGACGGCGGGGACGACGGCGAGAGGCGAACGCGCGUACACCCGCGCGCGCUGUUCAGUCCUUACCGCGGCGACGGCGACGACGGCGACGGCGACGGGAGCAGCGCCUGCCGCGCGACGACACGAUUAUUAGACGACACCCCCCGGGCGGGCGGGCGAGCCACGAGCACAUGGUUCGGCGAUCGCGACUACGACCAUGAUCGCGAACGACCGUGCCGCGCCGAUCAUCGGCCUCGUCUUCGUCGUCCUGGCGGCCACCCUCGAUCGCGGUGAGGCGAUAAUAUGUUAUCAGUGCAACAGCGAGUACGACCCCAGAUGUGGCGACCCGUUCGACUCGUACAGUUUGGGGACUGUGAACUGCAGCUUUCAGCCUCGUCUGGAGCACCUCAGUUACUUAGAGCCUACCCUUUGCCGAAAAAUCAGCCAAAAAGUAUACGGCAAGGUGAGGGUCGUCCGCAGCUGCGGCUACAUCACGGACGAGAAGGACAACGGCGAGUGCCUUAUGAGGAGCGGCACCCACGAUGUGCGCGCGAUAUACUGCUCGUGCACCAGUGAUUUGUGCAACUCCGUCGAGAGUCUCCGCACGCCGUCCCUACUGCCACUGGCGUCCCUCCUGACUGCCGUGCUGGCGACACCGAGCCUGCUCCUAUCGUGCCCGACCGCGCCGCCCCGCAUCUCCCUCUCGACGACCUAAUUCUGCCUAGUCUCUCGUCCGAGUCGCACCCCGAGGAUCCCUGCGAAUCUAUUCCUCCCCGCUCACUCCGGCCCGUCGUCGCGCCGCCACGGACCGUUCGUGCACCAGGACUCGCGGACCGAUCUUCUUCCCCUCGGAGGGUGACCGCUCGGUCGGACGCCCCAUCGACCGUCGCUGUCAAAAAAUUUCCCUUUACGAUCUACGGUUUCUCGAAUUGCAAAGAGAUUGCGAGAAGAUCGCGAAAGGACGGCUGCGCCGUUCGCCGAGAGAGAUCCUUCGCCGUUUCGACUUUCCGCCUAUCGUAAUUACCGGCUCUCGGCCUAAUUGAACCGUGCCGGAUCUAUGAUCGAGGCGUCAAUCGUUUUCCACGCCGCCAACGAAAAACGAACCUCGCACUCCUCGAGCGAUCGAAUUUUUUUCCCUCUUUUUAUUUCUGGGGUCGGAUAUUCGAAUUGUACAACGAAUCCGACGCGUCGCGCCCCGUAUUUCUCGAGAUUGCGACCGGUUUUGCGACGUGAGCUUGAAAAAUCCUCGGGUUUCUCUCGCGCGAUCGUACCCACUAAGGCUCCCCGAAGACGCGCCGAGGGAUGACGCACGCUCCGCGAACUUCUCGUAGACAAUUAUCGCAUUUCCAUCGUUAACGAAGAGAUUUUAGAUUUUGGAACCACUCCCCGGUGUCUUUGGCUGCGAACGGUCCGUAACAUAGCCAGAUUAAUUAACGUAGCGUAACGGUGAUAACUGCCAGACGCGCGAGGGCGACACUUCAGUAGUAUACAUAUCUCCGCGAAGAAAAGGAAAAAAAACAAGAGAAAACGCAAAAAAGAUACCACGGCCUCUGCGUGAGAGAGAGAAAAAAAAGGGGGGGAUUUCGAAAUCGAUCGCCUCUCGUGUUACGCCCCGACAUCGCGCGCUCGUCUCGCGACUCAUCGGCCGUUAGACAGAGAAUCUCCAGACUAUUUUUUGCACAGGCAAACUAAGAGGAAUCGAUCAGGAAUUCCUUCUGCAGCCAAUUUAUCGAUCCCUUGCCCGUCUAAAGUCCCAAAACUCAAAUGACCCUCAAUGCGCGCAUUGAGAAAUUCACAGAGUCCGUUCUCCGGCAACGUUAACGCGGAGUCUCUUGGGUCCGCGAAGCUUCGCGGUUCUCUCGCGGCAGGAAGAUUGAGGGGACGAAUCUCUCGCGAAUCUCUGCAGAACGCAUUCCCAUCGAUUCCCGUCGGCUCGCCUACCUUCGUAAACGGGAACGAGCCGCGAGUCUCGUCACGCGACGAGCGCGCGAACGGGCGGUAGGGCGCAGCAUGGGAGGCGGAUACCUCGCGAGAACUUAUGAUUUAGCAAACGCAAAAGCGAGUCACACACGGUAACAAGUAAAUACAAACGUAGCGGCAUCGCGAUAACACGUUUUCGCACCUCGCCUGCUACCGCUGAACACUGAUUUUGCGUGUCUGUGCAUGAAGUGGUGCCUGCCCCGUAUGUGUGUACGCAUAAUUACGACGUUACGUAUACACGCACGCGAAGUGAGGGAAAACAAGUAAAUACAUAAAUAAUAUAUUUUGUUGUUGGAGUAAAAGCCUAAAUGGAAUUGCACGCGACAUCGACGGGUCAUGCUUAUUUCUAGAGGUGCAACCGACACACGUAGCGUUCGCGAAACGGAACCGGAUACAAACACGAGACGCAUCCUUUCAGCCUACUUCAGCGUCUAUCGCGCAUCGCAGCUCAAUCGUGGCGCAAUUAUGUAACAUAAUCUUUUUCCUAAUUUACGUAAGAUUUGCCCGUUUAAAUUAUCGUCAAUUCGCAACGCAGAAUUACAAUUCAACUGUGCAUGAUAAUGCAUGCAUAUAAAUUACAUUAUUACUUUUAAUUUAGCAAAACAGAGAGAAAGAGACGAAGAGAGAAGUCACAAAGACGUUUACACAGCGUCGUCGACAAACAAUCGUUUUAUCGAAAGUAUGGUCGCUCAUUUUUCGAAAAUUGUUACGUUUAUCAGGAUAUCUCUUUGUUCACUUGAUAUCUCGAGAUCGAUCACUCCACUUGGUAUCGCGUCUUCUGAACUAAGCUGAUGUAAUCUGAACGGAUACGACGUACCGCCUCUUUAAACGAUUCCGUGUAAGACGAACUGUGUAAAGAACGGGAUAAGGGGUAUAAUGUAUCGACGAUAUGCCGGGAGAGACCUCGCAAUUUUAGACGCGGUAAAGGGUCGAAGAUCCGCCGUCGCGUCCACGAUUAUUCCGUGUUUCGCAGAACCUUGCAACAAGUGCAGUUUAAAGCCUGAGUCACCUGAGCGUACAAUAAUCGCCGUUUUGGUAUGCGUUUUUCGAAUGCUUGGUAUGUUUGCGCGUGUCUAUGCAAUAAUUAAUUGAGCGUAACGCUAAACUCGAUAGCUCAAUUAGGGUCGGUUGUUGCACCUUCGAGUAAAGUGUCCGAUAUAAUUUACCAACCAAAGAGCCUCCUCUGUCUCAUUUUAGAACGCGUGCAUGUGCGCCGCCAAUAUAGAUAAAGGAAUCAGUUGACCGCGACGUUGGAAAAAGAAACCGGCCCUUAAUAAUCCGUUGUUGCUCUUUUUGCCUUGCGGCUGUUAGAAGGAAGGGGCGUUCGGUAAUAAUAAGUGUUCGGUAAAUACAGGAUGUUCGGUGAUAAGCGUGUCGUGUGGUGAACGGCGGUUUCGGUUCGGAAGCUCUUCCUUCGUUGCCGAAAUUUAGCGACGUUUCGCCUCACGAUUUUUUUAAGCGUAUGUGAAGUGUGUCACCAAGUCGAAAUAUUCCCGGUGAAAAAUUUUCUUGGAAUCUCUUGGGAAUUUUAUACGAAAUUUGUAACCUUUUAGAACAUUUCUCAGGUUUUCUUUUUACACGAAUUACGUGAAUUCUGAAAUAUCCCAAGACCUCUCGUUCUAAUUUCCAAAGAAAUUUCAUAAAAUCUGAAAGAGUUUAAGACACCUCCUUUAGUAACUUUCACAAAAUUAAAAUACGAAAAAUUCUUAUGAACAUUGCGAGAUUCUUUUUCACCAGGAAAAUCCGUCGAAAAUAAUUUCUUUUCGCAACUCGGAGACUACUCGUGAUAUUUUUAAGAGAACAGAACAUUUUACAGCAACUGCCAUGUGUACGCGCCUAAACUGCAACAAUCGAACAUCCUCUAUAAUACUGAUGCUAAUAAUAAUAGUAAUAAUGAUGGCAACGUACAGCAACGUGCUGGCAAGUGUGACGAACGAGCAAUAACAUAUAAUGACAAAGUAGAUGGUUUAUCGACAAAGGAAAGAGGGGGUGAGAAAUUAGAUGAAGUAGGCGCUUGAUCAAUAUAAAUUAUGUCACUCUAGCAGCUCUGCAAAGUGAUCGUCUCUAAUGCUGCUGUUUACCACCUAUUUACCACCUAUCGUUGCCGUUACCGCCAUCGAUAUGCUCGCAUUAACUACCCCAGUCAGCCAAGUCUGUCGAGAACGGAUUCCGCGAAGUUGUCCGCUACAAAUUUCGUCGGCGAUGCUAGAACUCGGUCCAAGUUCUAGCCCCGAGGAAUGUGUAGCCGAUCGACUUGCAGCUUUUAUGGAAUAGCUGCAAGUUGAUUAGCUACACAUUUCUUGAAACUUGGACCGGGUUCUAGCAUCGUGGACACAGGCGUUUACAGCAGCUGGCGCGUGCCCGUUGGCAGAACGCUGCCAGAAUUAUAGCGAUAUUUGUCAAUAAAAUAUGAUUGGCCGACUGAUGACUGAAAUCGUGUUCGCUUUCUGCGCAGUUUGACGCAGAUUGGCGACGAAACUGGAGCAGGAAGAUCUACGUUCGGCGGGUUCUGCCUGGUUUCCGCCGCCAAACUACCGUCGAAUUAUGUCAGCGGACUUACGCCCAUUUCUACCGACGUAGAUUAACUGUAAAUCUCGCGGUUCAAAUGAACUUUUUAGUUCUAGGGAUUAGAAAGAGAUAAAAAAAUGAAUUUGACCAAAUCUGCAUUGAUUGAAAUGGACAUUGGUCGGUAAAGUACGAGCUCAAUGUGGACACGAGCGGUGCCGAUUUGCCAGCAAUUUCUGAUGAAUUUGCUACCAUACGGCGGACAGUUUGCGCUCACUGGGGUGCUAUUUUACCAUCACUACUAUUACUAUUAUUAUUAUAGUUAUGAUUAGUACGUGCAUUACCGAUCCGUUGUUACAAAUAAUACCGCUAAUUAUUAUUAGAGCGUGGCAACAACCGUGAAGGAUGUGAUGGUACCGAUAAGUUUGGGAACGAGGGGGAAUAAAGUAGAGAAGAAAGGGAGAAGUCAGCGUGGAUAUGGAGGGGCGAAACGAACGAUUUCAAUUCUGACAACUGUUGCGGAUCGUAAAUUAAUAAAAGUCACGUUUCUCCCGUGUUAAUUCUGCGAUGUAAUUAACACCGAAACCACGUGAUCUUCGUUAAUUUACAAUACAUACAAUGUAAAUCGGAUAAAUGUCAAACGGAAAUCGUCCACCUCUGCGAUUCCCCGCGACUCCCUUCUUCCCUGUUAUAGAAUAAUUAGGACGGGAUAUAAACUUUUUCUUAUCAGAUUUGCAUGAAAAGUCGGUUGCGUUAAUCGGGGGGAAAAAAAGCGUCGAGUCCGUAUCGCUUACAGUUCAUAUCUUUUCGCUCUAGAACAAAAACUUUAGUCUAAAGGUGUGAUUUUAUCUUUCUUACCGGUAGACAGACAUUUGCGUAUAGGAAAGACAGCCGUAGAAUAAGAACCGCGAAUGGAAUAUCCUUCUAGUUCGCGUCAACGCUUUACAUAUCCUAUCAUUCUACAACGACGGAUAUGUUUGUUUACGAGCUUUCGCAACUGAUUUCGUAUGUAAAUCCGAUAGUGAGAGAUUUACUUCCAAGAAGAGCUCUCUUUCGUCUCCUUCGUCGUCUCGAGAUUGACCUUAUUCAAUCUCUCGUCCGGGACAGCCCGGACAAUCGGAAGAAACGUGGAGUUCUUGUUGUUGAAAUGAUUCGCUUCGUAUUUUCUCGAUAUAUGUCGCAAGUAACAGGUCGGUUGCAAACUAUUGGAAAUGUCGUUGUUCUGCGACGACUGCGGUGCGUUAUACUUUCGAGGGAAACUACGACGAUCGUAUCGCACUAAAAAUACGUCCUGCAAUUACUCAUGUAUAUUCAAAACUAUAUAUAGAACAGUUAACGCGAUUAAUUAGCGAAAUCGCUCGCGUGGCGUUUCUUACGCGGCUCGAAUAUUUUGCAAUCUUCUCGGAGCGAAGAAAUAUUGUAGUUGCCGAAUGAUCAGAUAAUACUCUAUCAAAAAAAGAAAAUAUAAAAAAGAGAGUAAAAAGAGCAGGAAAUACCAGUUUGCAGUUAAUAAAAAAUAAAAUAGCUGCAAUCUCUUACAGAAAUGUAACAACUGAGAACGAAGAAAGCACUGAACAGUUACUAGAGUUCAGUAAUUGAAUUAUUAGAAAUUAUUGAUGUACAGUAAUUUUCUAGCAAUUAUUCCGCAUACAUUUCUAUAAGGGACAAUUUGAAAGUAGCGACACAUACCUAUUGCACUAAUAUAAAAUUGUAACAUAAAGUAUCGUGAUAUUGUUACGUGAAAGUUUUUUAGUUAUAGGUCGCUGUUUUCAAGCUGGCGCACCAUCUCUCCGUCAAAACGUUACAUUAAGAUCGACGGCGUCGUUAUCUUCCAGAAAAGUGUAGAACUUACGAAAGUCUAAGAACGUACGCACGACUGCCGUUGCCUGCGACACGUAUCGAGAGAAAUGCGAUGUAUCUCAAGCCUCAUUGAACAUGUUCGUAAUGAUCAUCGUCGAGUGACAUUACAACAUCAUAUAUCAUGUACAGAGAGAAAGAGAAAAAGUAUUCUGCCAAUAAUAAAGUGUUGAACGAUUAAUAAAA
Vollenhovia emeryi is the source of this 6677-nucleotide messenger RNA. RefSeq lists its product as uncharacterized. The coding region runs from base 367 to 864 and encodes 165 amino acids. Lineage: Eukaryota; Metazoa; Arthropoda; Insecta; Hymenoptera; Formicidae. The transcript has 3 exons. Gene Ontology annotation, biological process: sleep; regulation of synaptic transmission, cholinergic; positive regulation of voltage-gated potassium channel activity. The record is from RefSeq and is a predicted model, not a curated record.